AUGACGAUCACCGCCAGGGAACUCGAUCAUCUUCCGGUCCUUCCGGGCGUGUACCUGCUGAAGGGCCCCGAUGGCGAGGUGCUGUACAUCGGCAAGGCCAACUCUUUGCGCGCGCGGGUGCGCAGCUAUUUCCGCCCGGAUCGCUCCCAGUCGCUGCGUACGCUCGAGCUGGCGCGCCGCACCGCAGAGGUGGAGACCAUCGUGGCCGGUUCCGGCGCCGAGGCGCUGAUCCUGGAGGCCAACCUCAUCAAGGAAUACCGCCCCCGCUUCAACAUUCAGCUGCGCGACGACAAGAGCUAUCCCCACAUCAAGGUGACCGUGGCCGAGCCCUUUCCCCGCGUGUUCGUGACACGGCGGCUGCGCCAGGACGGAUCGCGCUAUUUCGGGCCCUAUACUUCAGUAGGAUUGAUGCGGCAGUCGCUGGAGGUGGUGAAGCGGCUGUAUACGGUACGCUCCUGCCGCUAUCAGCUUCCCCGCGAAGCUCCGGCGCGUCCCUGCCUCGAUCACCACAUCGGACGUUGCCAGGCGCCCUGCGUGGGACGCCAGAGCCAGGAGUCCUACCGGGAGAUGAUCGAGGAGAUUCUGCGAGUGCUGGGGGGAGAGACCCGGGCUGUGCGCGGGCGGGUGGAGGCUCGCAUGGAAGCAGCCGCGGAUGCGCUCGACUUCGAAGCCGCGGCGCGGCACCGCAACGUGCUGAAGGGGCUGGAUGCGCUCAGCCGCCGCCAGCGUGCCUACCGCCUGGGGGGCGGGGACCAGGAUGUGAUCGGCCUGGCGCGGGACGGCGAGCUUGGCACCGCCGUGGUGCUUCGCAUCCGGGAAGGCAUUCUGCUGGGCCGCGAAACGCGGCGUCUCUCGAGCCUGUCCGACGAGGACGAUGGAACGCUCCUGGGAGCGGUGGCCUCACGCUUCUAUCUGGGAUCGGGGCGGGAAGUGCUUGUCCCCGCCGAAUUCGAGGAUCGCACGGUGCUCGAGAGCAUCCUCAUCCUCAGUCGGGCUGCCGGGCGCAAGGUCGUCUUUCACCGGCCGCAGCGGGGCGACAAGGUGAGGUUGAUCGAACUGGCCAACGCCAACGCACGCCAUACCAUGGAAGACCGCGUCACCGCCCUAGAAUACGCGGCCGACCGUGCCGACGAAGUGCUGUACGACCUGCAGAACCGACUCGGGCUCAAGGUGGUUCCCCGCCUGAUGGCUUGCCUGGACGUUUCCCACACGCAGGGAACGGACGUUGUCGCCAGCGUGGUGGUCUUCGAGAACGGAGAGCCGCGCAAGGCCGGAUAUCGCCGCAGGCGCAUCCGUGGCGACUGGGGCAACGACGACUUCCGCUCCAUGGAGGAAGCCGUCUCCCGCUACGCGAAGCGGCUGGUCCGGGAGGAGGCGCCGGUUCCCGACCUCGUGCUGGUGGAUGCUGCUAGUCAGGCGCUGCGGCUUGGCGUGCUGCAUACAGAUUCCGUUCGGGUGCGGCUCGCAUUAUGCGCCAACGCGCGAGGAUGCGCUGUGUUCCUGCUUGGUCGGGCCGGCCCCGUGCGGAUGGGGCGCGCGGACCGUUCACUACAUCUUCUGCAGCGCAUGCGCGACGAGGCCCAUCGUUUCGCGAUAUCCUACAAUCGCCAGCUCAGACGACGCCGCACCAUCCAGAGUGAACUCGAGCAGAUUCCCGGGAUCGGCAAGAGUCGGCGCCAGACGCUCCUGGCCCGUUUCGGGUCGGUGCGCGGCGUGCGGUCGACGAGCCAGGCCGAGAUCGCCCGGCUGCCCGGCUUCAGCGACGUGCUGGCGACGCGGGUCCUGACGUAUCUCGGCAAAUAG
Molecule: messenger RNA, 1803 nt
Organism: Geodia barretti
Lineage: Eukaryota; Metazoa; Porifera; Demospongiae; Tetractinellida; Geodiidae
Source: the annotation of a GenBank genome assembly